This is a messenger RNA of Nomia melanderi (Alkali bee), 3137 nucleotides long. Lineage: Eukaryota; Metazoa; Arthropoda; Insecta; Hymenoptera; Halictidae. The record is from RefSeq and is a predicted model, not a curated record.
GUUUGUGAUGCGAAUUAAAAUGAAGACGUUGAAUGCUGCCGUCAGUCUUCACCGAGACUCUGACCGAUUCCAAACGCGUGCCGGAACGACCAGGUGAAUCAGACAUCCUGUGGACAGUUCGAUUUCUGUACGAUCAGUUUGAAUAACUGAAGCCAUGGCUGCAAAGAAAAUGAUGCCUAUACCGUAUCCAUACUCUUUAGAGGAUUUAUUAAGUAAAAAUCUGCAACUGAAACUGUCAGAUGUAGAGGCGUUGAGGGAAUGGUGUGAGAAACAGCAACACUUACCGAAGAUUCCGGAUUUGCUUCUAAUAUUAUUCUUGCAUAGUAAUUAUUAUAGUGUCGAAGCAGCAAAGACUACAGCCGAUAACUUUUUCACCAUUAGAACCCAUGUACCUGAGUUUUUCUCCAAUCGAGAUCCGUUAGGAUCGAAAAAUCUACGACAAAUUUUCAAUGUAGUAUCUGUUGUUGGAUUGCCGCAGUCAUCGAAGCAAGGUUACAAAAUUCUCUUCGCGAAAUUGAUAGACCCCAAUCCUUCUCACUACUCGUUCGAGGAUGCCACCAAGUACUUUUUCAUGGUGUGCGACCUAGUGGGCCUAAAAUCUCAGACAGUCGAUGGAUACAUUUUUAUCGGCGACGCGGCGAACGUAUCUCUAGGGCACGUUGGUCGAAUGAGUCCUAUGGGGAUGAAAAAGUUAGUGACAUACGUUCAAGAGGCGAUACCAGUUCGAUUGAAGCAGAUUCACUUCAUCAACACACCGUCGGUGAUGGACGUGAUAUUGAACAUGGCCAAGCCUUUCAUGAAGAAGGAACUUUGGAACAUGAUACAUUUGCAUUCGUCAAUGAAAUCGUUAGAGGAAUUCGUUUCUCUCGAUACACUUCCAAGCGACGUCGACGGAGAACAAGAAUCAUUGUCCAAGAUGCACGAAGAAUACAUAAAAGAGAUCGACAGCAAGCGUGAUUGGUUCGUAGAAGAAGAGGAACUUGGUCACGUAGAUGAGUCUCAACGUGUUGGGAAAAGCAAAACUGCGAAUGAUUUGUUUGGUGUUGAAGGAACAUUUAAGAAGCUCGAAAUUGAUUAAAAGUUCCUUUAAUAUAUAUAACCAAAUUGCAGAUGUUUAUGCAAAUUCAAAUUUUUAAGAACAUAAUUAGAAAAAUGAAACUACGACGGAAAAAAAUACUUCUUAAUGAGUACUAUAAAAAUUUUCGUUUCCGGUUUUACGAAUGUAAGAUGCAUUAGUGAUUAGCUUAUUUAUUAUACUUAAAAUCAGUAUACUCUAACAUUAUAUCGUUACCAGGACUGGGUAGUAAUAAAUGAAGGCGAAGAUUUUAAACGUUGAACGGAUUAUUUUUAAAUAAUGUAUUUAUUAACAUUAGAAAUAGGAAACUAUCCGACUUCUGGUUCCUUGCGUUGAUUUGUCUGCAUCAGUAGUUUAAAUUUUCUUAUUUAUUAGCUCAUUUGCAUAAAAGUCUCAAAGCAUGAUAACUUAGAAGAAUGACUGGUAAAAAUGAUUUCAUUAUGUAACUGAAACGACUCAGGUAGCUAUGGAGACAUUAAAAAACGACUUAGGAAGCAGUAGAUAGAGUAGUGGUUUUUUUCGAAACAAAAAAAAUUAUAGAGUGCUCCAAAUAGAAAAAACAUGUCAACGGUAUAGAAUUAUCGUGGUGCAGUGGACUGCAAUUUUUAUUCUUAGUAUCUAUAUCUCAAGGCUCUUUCAAAAAACGAGAUAUAAAAUUAAAAUGUGAGUAGUUAUGAUAACAGGGAAGUAUUCUGAAGUUAAACAAUUUGUGACACUAAAGUAGCAAUCCUGGCAGAAGAAUAAUUUGCAUUCUACACGAGAAGAAAUUGAAAUUUUUUUUCGUGACACGCAUUUUUUAUAAAAGAUUGAGAUAAAUAAAAUGAGUAUCUGUAUUGCAUAAUAUUUAAUCUCUUGUCCUAUGGUUUAUUUCACGACAGUUCAUCGUAAAACCAUUUUAUUGUUAAUACUUUAUUCUGUCUGUGUAAUAAACGCUUUAUAGUAAAUAAAGAUUAACGAUUGAAAAUAGAAAAAUAAUAUUCAAUUUAUAUUUAAAAAAAAUAAAUAACAUUUCAAUUUGUUGAAUUCAGUUACAAAUUUUUAUCACAAGUCUGAGACGAUAUUAUAGUACAAGGGAUUAAAUAAAUAUUUAUUUCAAUAAAUAACUUUAAUCAAUGUACAAUAUUACUCUUGGAUUUGUGUUAUAUUAAAACAUGGCAGAAUUUUAAUUUAUAUAAAAUUAAUUUGUUAUAUAACACUUUAUUGUAAACAAGAAAGGGUAAUUUGAAUAAUUAUUAUAUAAAUCAAUGGACUUUAUGCACUUAUAAUUUUUCCAAAAAGUUGUAUUCAUUACUUGAGAUAUGUGCAAUGAGUUUAAUUAAAUCUUUUAGAGCGUAACAAAUAUUCUGUUUCUCUUUCUUUACAAAUUCUUUAGAGCCUCGUUAUGUGGGUAAUGCGAAAUUAAUUAUAUGGUAUGUUAUUUUGAUUGCUGUACGCAUACAUUUCAAACAUAAAUAGAGCGAUCAGAAAACAGUAUUCAAUUGAAUACAAUUAACUUAGAUUUCACGUACUAAUUGUUUCGUAUUAGUAUUUACAAUCUCGCGAAAUAAAUAUUUUAACUCAUAUCUAAUAAUCUCUAAAGUUAAUGGGUGUAAUUACUGUCUUCUAAAUUUUUAACAAUUUGAAAGCAAAUAUAUAGUCCAUUAGAAAUCAUCUCCUAUAUUAGCAGUAAUACAAAUAUAAAACUUCGAACAACAUAAUUAAAAAUUGAAAACAUAUUAUAUAAUAGAGUAUCAUCUGCAAUAUCAUGGAGGGUACUUAGUUUUGUUUGUCAUGGAAAUAUUUAUGUAUAACUGGUGUAAUACAUACGUAAAAUUUUCGCUUGCUCAGGAUGAAUAGAAGAUAUCUGGAAAAACACAUGCAUAUAUCAAUUAUUAUAUUAAUAUUUUGAAUUUACAAAUUUGUUAAGUUUAUUUAAUUCUACUGUUUACAAAAUUUCCUUUUAAACAUAACUGAUUUUAUAUUUCAUCAAUUAUGUAGUUUAUUCACUCAAUAUAAUUGUAUUACGUUCAAUUAUGUUUUUACAUGAUCUUGAUUAAAUAAUAAUUAUUUUCCUCUUUUUACA